Vigna radiata var. radiata (mung bean) is the source of this 3582-nucleotide messenger RNA. Its product is annotated as receptor-like protein 12. The transcript has a single exon. Lineage: Eukaryota; Viridiplantae; Streptophyta; Magnoliopsida; Fabales; Fabaceae. The coding region runs from base 19 to 3582 and encodes 1187 amino acids. Gene Ontology annotation, molecular function: protein binding. The record is from RefSeq and is a predicted model, not a curated record.
CAUUACAUUUCCUUUGUGAUGAUGAGGAACCCGGUUGGUCUUAAACUAAUGAUGUUUACGGUGUGUUUGGUGAUGGAGCUUGUUUAUGGUAAAGAGGAAGUAAGAUGCAUAGAAAGAGAGAGGGAAGCACUUCUCCGAUUCAAGGCUGCCAUUGUAGAUCGCUAUGGCAUGCUUUCUUCGUGGACCACUCCUCACUGUUGCCAAUGGCGGGGGAUUCGCUGCUCCAACCUCACUGGACAUAUUCUAAUGCUCGAUUUGCACGGAGAAUUUCAUAACGAAAUUUCUUUCAAUUUUUACAUUGAAUUUUCGUCAGAACGUUUUAUCAGCGGAGAAAUCCACAAGUCGUUGAUGGAGUUGCGACAAUUACAGUAUUUGAACCUCAGUUCCAAUUCUUUCCGAGACAGCAAUAUUCCAGAAUUUCUUGGCUCUCUUAGCAACUUGAGAUACCUCGAUCUUUCAUCAUGUGGUUUUGACGGAAAAAUUCCAGCCCAAUUUGGGUCUCUUUCUCAUUUGAAAUACUUAAAUCUCGCUUAUAAUUUUUUGGAGGGUCCAAUCCUUCGUCAACUGGGAAAUCUCUCUCACUUAAUAUAUCUUGAUCUCCGCGACAAUGAUUUGGAAGGGAAUAUACCAAGUCAACUUGGAAACCUGUCAAACUUACAUGAGCUUUAUAUUGGAGGUGUUGGCGCUCUAAAAAUUGGUGAUGGAGGUCAGUGGUUAUCUAAUCUCAUUUCUUUAACCCAUCUUUACUUGACAUCCAUAUCAAAUCUUUAUCAUUCUCAUAGUUUGCCGCAAAUGAUUGGUAAGCUACCAAAAUUAAGGGAACUAAGUUUAUUUGAUUGUAGCCUUACUGAUAAUUUUUUCCUUUCAUUGAGGCCAUCUAUAUUGAAUUUUUCUACUUCUCUCACGGUCCUUGAUCUAUCCGAGAACACCCUCAUGUCAACAAUGAUAUUCCAAUGGGUGGCAAACUUCACUCCCAACCUUGUUGAGCUUCACCUUAGUCAUAAUCUCAUAGAGGGUUCUGUACCAAAUCACUUUGGUUUGGCAAUGAGUUCACUUGAGCAGCUUGACCUCUUCUUUAACAAAUUCAAGGUUGAGGUUUUGCAAUCUUUCAUGAAUAUAUGCACCUUAAAAUCUUUAGACAUGGGUAAAAACAGUUUGAACCAAAGUCUUUCAUCAAUUCUUCAUAAUUUGUCUAAUGCUUGUGCUAGAAAUUCACUACAAGAAUUAGAUCUGUCAUCUAGCCAAAUCAGUGGUUCUUUCCCAAAUUUCUCCAUAUUCACAACUUUGAAAAUAUUAGAUCUUUCUGGUAAUCAAUUAUCUGGGAAGAUACCUGAAAGUAUAUUACCAUCCCGAUUGGAGUCAUUAUCACUCCUAUUCAACUUUUUAGAAGGUGAAAUUCCAAAAUCAUUUGGAAAUACAUGCACCUUACACUCAUUGGACAUGUCUUAUAAUUUAUUAAGUGGCGAGUUUUCAUUGAUAUUCCAGCACUUGUCUGGAUGUGCUAAAAACGUGCUACAAGAUUUGAAGUUGGGAGGAAAUAAUAUCAAUGGCACAUUCCCUGACCUUUCAAGAUUUUCAAACCUGAAAAUAUUGGAUCUUUCAUAUAAUCAGUUAACUGGAGAGAUACCAGAAGGUAACCAAUUGCCAUCUCAGUUGGAGUCUCUCUCAAUUGGAUCAAAUUUUUUAGAAGGUGGAAUUCCAAAAUCAUUUGGCAAUGCAUGUGCUUUGCGGUUGUUGAAUAUGUUUAACAAUAGCUUGCGUCAAGAGUUUCCAUUGAUAGUCCAUCACUUAUCUGGGUGUGCUAGAUAUUCAUUGGAAAGCUUAGAUCUAGGCUGGAAUCAAAUCAAUGGUACAUUGCCUGACCUCUCAAUUUUCUCGUCUUUAAAAAUUCUCUCUCUUCGUAAAAACAAGUUGAAUGGGGAGUUUCCUAAUGAUAUUCAAUUUCCACAUCAAUUGGAAGAACUUUAUAUGCAAUCAAACUCCUUAAAGGGUGUGCUAAGUGAUUACCAAUUUGCCAAUUUGUCAAAGUUAAAUUCAUUAGACUUAUCUGGAAAUUCUUUAUUAUCCUUGACAUUUACUCAAAAUUGGGUCCCACCUUUUCAAUUAAGGAAAGUAGGAUUGCAAUCAUGCAUCCUUGGUCCAACAUUCCCCAAAUGGUUACAAACACAAAAUGAGUUUCGCGAUUUGGAUAUUUCAAAUGCUGGAAUAUCAUAUAUGGUUCCGAAGUGGUUUUGGACUAAAUUAGCAUUGCGAAAAUGGGUUUCAAUGAAUAUUUCAUGCAAUAGUCUACAUGGUAUAAUUCCGUAUUUUCCAACAAAGAAUCCUUAUCAUUCUCUAAUUCUUGGAUCAAAUCAAUUUGAAGGUCCUAUUUCCCCAUUUCUUAGAAGUUCCAUAUUGCUUGAUUUAUCCAAGAAUAAGUUUUCAGGCUCUCUUUCAUUUUUAUGUGUGGGUGAUCCAAUUGGAAAAUUAUACCAGUUAGACAUUUCAAAUAAUAACUUGUCUGGACAAAUUCCAGAUUGUUGGAGCCAUUUCAAGUCAUUAGCUUUUUUGGAUUUGAGUCAAAAUCAAUUGUCAGGAAAGAUUCCUACUUCAAUAGGAUCCCUCCAUGAUCUUCAAGCAUUGUUUUUGAGAAACAACAACUUAACAUAUGGCAUUCCUUUCUCCUUAAGGCAUUGCACAAAGCUAGUGAUGAUAGAUAUUGCAGAAAAUAAUUUAUCAGGAUCUGUUCCUGGUUGGAUUGGGAGCAAAUUAGGAAAGUUGCAAUAUUUAAGUUUAAGAAGGAAUCAUUUUCAAGGAAACUUACCAUUGCAAAUUUGUCACCUAAGAAACAUUCAACUCUUAGAUCUCUCACUCAACAGUUUGUCUGGACGAAUUCCUAAAUGUAUAAAAAAUUUUACUUCAAUGGCUGAAAAGGCAUCUUCAAGAAGAGAUUAUGGGUAUGAAGUUGAGACAAAACAUUUGUAUAUUAGCUCUCAAUCGUAUGCUUUGAAUAUACUCUUAAUGUGGAAAGGUUCACAACAAAUGUUCAAGAGUAUUGAAUUAUUACUUUUAAAAAGCAUUGACCUCUCAAGCAAUUACUUUUCAGAAGAAAUACCAGAAGAAAUUGAGAUUUUAUUUGAAUUGGUUUCAUUGAAUUUAUCAAGAAACAAUUUGACUGGAAAAAUUCCUUCAAAUAUUGGAAAGCUUACCUCACUUGAAUUUUUGGACAUUUCAAGAAACCAAAUAAUUGGUUCAAUUCCUACAAGUCUUGCUCAAAUUGAUCGACUUAGUGUGUUAGAUUUGUCUCAUAAUCAUCUAGUUGGUGAAAUUCCUCAUAGCACACAAUUGCAGAGUUUCAAUGUUUCGAGCUAUGAAGAUAAUCUCAAUCUUUGCGGACCACCUCUUGAGAAAUUAUGUGUGUAUAAAGUACCACCAAAAGAGAAAAAGAAUGAAACUCAUAAGGAUGACUAUUCCUUUUUCAGUCGUGAAUUUUAUAUCAGUAUGACAUUUGGAUUCAUUAUAAGUUUUUGGAUGGCAUUUGGCUUAACCAUAUUCCGAAAGUUCUACUUCUUGUACAAUUUAGCAGACAAAUGUUUGUAUUAA